AAGGAACAGGACAAAAUGGCGGGCUAGAAUUAACCAGGGUGUCUUCAACCAGGUCCGCAUAUCAGCUUUAAAUAUGGGCGAUAUCCAUAGUGAGUACAUCAUAACUCUGCAAUUAUGUCUGGAAGAGGAAAGGGCGGAAAGGGACUCGGCAAAGGAGGCGCUAAGCGCCACCGCAAAGUGCUCCGUGAUAACAUCCAGGGCAUCACCAAGCCCGCCAUCCGCCGUCUGGCUCGCCGCGGCGGAGUGAAGCGUAUCUCCGGUCUGAUCUACGAGGAGACCCGCGGGGUGCUGAAGGUGUUCCUGGAGAACGUGAUCCGCGAUGCCGUCACCUACACCGAGCACGCCAAGAGGAAGACGGUGACCGCCAUGGAUGUGGUGUACGCUCUGAAGAGGCAGGGCCGCACCCUGUACGGCUUCGGGGGAUAAACUCAUCUGACUGAAACACACAAAGGCUCUUUUAAGAGCCACCCA
Gymnodraco acuticeps is the source of this 471-nucleotide messenger RNA. Its product is annotated as histone H4. Gene Ontology annotation, molecular function: structural constituent of chromatin; protein heterodimerization activity; DNA binding. The transcript has a single exon. The record is from RefSeq and is a predicted model, not a curated record. Gene Ontology annotation, cellular component: nucleosome. Lineage: Eukaryota; Metazoa; Chordata; Actinopteri; Perciformes; Bathydraconidae. Gene Ontology annotation, biological process: nucleosome assembly. Bases 115 to 426 code for a protein of 103 amino acids.